Molecule: messenger RNA, 3429 nt
Organism: Leptopilina heterotoma
Lineage: Eukaryota; Metazoa; Arthropoda; Insecta; Hymenoptera; Figitidae
Gene: Dgk
Product: diacylglycerol kinase 1
Exons: 18
Coding region: 183-2942 (919 amino acids)
Biological process (GO): intracellular signal transduction; lipid phosphorylation; diacylglycerol metabolic process
Cellular component (GO): plasma membrane
Molecular function (GO): ATP-dependent diacylglycerol kinase activity; calcium ion binding
Source: RefSeq, a predicted model, not a curated record
AUAACAUAAUUUAUAAUUAUUAAUUAAAAUUAUUCAUCAACUAAAUUAAUGAACGUGAAGUAAAAAAAAGUGCAGUGAAUAAAAAAGUAAACAUUAUCAUGUUUCGGAAAUGGUGACAAACACUGUAAAGAACGUAUGUUUUGUUGUUCAUCAUUCCAAAACAUUCUGAACGAAAGUUAAGAAUGACCCUUCAUUGGGAAAAACUUUCGCCAGCUGAAUUUCAGCAACUUCAAGACUUAGCAGUGUAUUCGACAAAAAAACUGCAGGAUGUUCUCAACGAAUUUUGUGGCACUGCCUCAACACCCGGAAGUCUUCCAAAAUAUCAUCCGGAUGGAGAUAUCGACUAUGAAGGAUUUCGAAAAUUUCUCGACACGUAUCUCGAGGUUACAACACCCGAUGAACUUUCCCGACAUCUUUUUCUAUCAUUUCUCAAGAAGGGUCAACGGGGAAUUGACGGAAAAGCCUUCAAGGAAAUGGCAGUAUUGUCUUCCACGACGGCGUGUGCGGCAAUUACGUCACACACCACAUCCACCAGUAACGUGAAUAGCACCGGAUUACCUGGUGGGACAUCUAUCGAAAGUCACGGCUCAUCGUUUGCUGAUAAAAUUCAUGGUUUAACGGAAAAACUUCAAGCACUCGGUCAUCAUAGAAAUGACAGUGAAGUCUCAUCAAGAACGAGAACAGGUACAGAGACCUUUUCACAAAAACAUGCAGUAGAUUGCAAGAGUAUUUUCCGAAGUGUUCAUCCAACAUUAACAGUCGCUCACACAUCAUACAGUUGUCAUGACGUACUUGAGAAGAAAAGUACAGAAAGCAGUCCGAGUCACAGUCAAAUGUCACGGAACUCAUCAAGAAAAUCGAAUAAUUCACUUCUUGUUAAUAAUGGAAAAUAUGAAGAGAUCAGGCAUCUCGUGAGGAAGCAAAGUACGAUUGAUGUACAUUCGAUCAAAGUUAGUCUGAAGGAUAUCGUCUGCUACCUAUCUCUACUGGAAGCUGGAACGCCAGAAGACAAAUUAGAAUUCAUGUUUCGACUUUACGAUACAGACGGCAACGGUGUUCUUGAUACAAAUGAAACGGACUGUAUCGUCAAUCAAAUGAUGAAUGUAGCUGAAUAUUUAGGAUGGGAUGUCUCUGAAUUGAAGCCGAUCCUGGAGGAUAUGAUGAUAGAAAUAGAUUACGAUGCAGAUGGUACGGUUUCAUUGGAAGAAUGGAAGAGAGGCGGACUGACGACAAUUCCUCUCUUAGUACUCCUAGGUCUAGAUUCUCAUGUCAAAGAAGAUGGUAAUCAUCUCUGGAGACUAAAACACUUUAGUAAACCAGCUUAUUGCAAUCUAUGCCUCAACAUGUUGGUGGGUCUUGGCAAAAAAGGCCUCUGCUGUGUUUUUUGCAAGUACACAGUACAUGAGAGAUGUGUACAAAGAGCACCAGCUUCUUGUAUAGCAACCUAUGUAAAAAGCAAAAAAACUUCACAAGUUAUGGCACACCAUUGGGUCGAGGGGAACUGCCAUGGUAAAUGCUCAAAAUGUAAAAAGACAAUAAAAAGUUAUAACGGAAUAACAGGUCUUCAUUGUCGUUGGUGUCAAAUCACGCUCCACAAUAGAUGCGCAUCGCAGGUACGAGCUGAUUGCAACCUAGGAGAACAUGCAGUCCAUAUUCUACCGCCCACGGCUAUUUGUCCGGUUGUUUUGGACAGACAAAGGUCACUUUCAAGGGACAGUAAAAGGGGUAGCAAACACGGUCAAGAUUCAACUUCAAGUAGUUCGGGCGGCUUUCUCACGUGUAACAACACAUCUAAUCAACAACCAGCAAUGUCUUUUCAAAUUACACAACCACUAGGCUCGAUACCCCUAUUGGUGUUCAUAAAUCCAAAAUCAGGCGGAAGGCAGGGAGAGAGAAUGUUGAGAAAAUUUCAGUACAUUCUAAAUCCAAGACAAGUACAUAAUUUAGCAAUCGGUGGACCAAUGCAGGGUUUACAAUUAUUUAAGGAUGUUGAACAAUUCAAAGUCAUUUGUUGUGGUGGUGAUGGAACUGUUGGAUGGGUUCUUGAAACAAUGGAUCGGGUACAAUUUGAAAAUCAACCAGCCGUGGCUGUGAUUCCUCUAGGAACCGGAAAUGAUUUAGCCAGAUGUCUUCGAUGGGGUGGUGGCUAUGAAGGAGAAUCUAUUCACAAAAUUCUAAAGAAAAUUGAAAAAGCAACGCCGGUUAUGAUGGACCGAUGGCAAAUUGAGGUAACCGAUCAAAAGGAAGAAAAGAAGCCAAAUCAAGAUUCAAUUCCCUAUAACAUCAUCAAUAAUUAUUUCUCAGUGGGUGUGGACGCUGCAAUUUGUGUCAAAUUUCAUCUCGAACGAGAGAAGAAUCCAGAAAAGUUUAAUAGCAGAAUGAAAAAUAAAUUAUGGUACUUUGAGUACGCGACUACGGAACAAUUUGCCGCAAGUUGUAAAAAUCUUCACGAGGAUCUUGAAAUUAUUUGUGAUGGUGUACCUUUGGACCUUGCACACGGUCCAUCUCUACAAGGCGUUGCAUUGUUAAACAUUCCGUUUACUCAUGGGGGUUCGAAUUUAUGGGGCGAACAUCACACAAAACAUCGACUUGGAAAAAGAAAGAAACGACCCAACAAGGAAUUAAGUACAAGUAGUUUUAAUUCAGUCGAUCUCACUGUAGCGAUACAAGAUAUAGGUGAUAAUCUCAUUGAAGUGAUUGGUUUGGAAAAUUGUCUACACAUGGGUCAAGUGAAAACUGGACUUCGCGCUUCCGGAAGAAGAUUGGCACAAUGCAGUAGUGUUACAAUUACGACAUUCAAACGAUUCCCAAUGCAAAUCGAUGGAGAACCAUGGAUGCAAGGUCCCUGCGCCAUUCAUGUAACGCAUAAAAAUCAAGUUCCGAUGUUAAUGGCACCACCACCCGACAAAAGAAAAGGUUUCUUCCGUUUUUUAAGGAGAUGAACUUGUAAAUCGAGACGCCUGAAUCGCGUCCACCCACAACUACUCGGGGAAAUCUGAGCUUUUUCCUUGUAGUUUCCGUCUAGUCCAGCCAUCACUAAAAAUAGCCACGUCGCCUAUCGUAAUAUGAUUGUACUAAAUAAUAUUAAUAAUUCACACACACAAACACAUACAUAUACAUGUAUAUACAUAUAAUUUUCGCUAUGAAUGUGCGAAUGCGAACAUUUUCGUACGUCCGUAUAAAUUCUUUUAGUGCUACAUAAUGAUAAAUCGACCGUUAAAUCGAAUAGAAAAUGUCUUUAUGUACAAUAUUUUCGAAAUUAUAUAUUACGCGAGAGAAGCUAUAGAAAAACAUACAUAAUUAGAUGCGUGAUUUACUUGGAAGUCUCAUUUUCAAUGAAGAAACGAUUUUUUCACCAAAAAAAAAGAAAAAAAAAAUGAAAACUUUUUAGAAACUUUUUUUCUCAUUUCUGAUCUCUCAAUAUUUCGU